Messenger RNA from Scomber japonicus (chub mackerel), 1537 nucleotides. RefSeq names its product nuclear factor 7, ovary-like. Bases 86 to 1537 code for a protein of 483 amino acids. Lineage: Eukaryota; Metazoa; Chordata; Actinopteri; Scombriformes; Scombridae. The transcript has a single exon. Gene Ontology annotation, molecular function: protein binding; zinc ion binding. The record is from RefSeq and is a predicted model, not a curated record.
CUACAAUUAAAAAGUAAAAGUAACUUUCAGAAAACCUUUGAGACUAAAGAAUUUCUUCUAUUUGCUGUUUUCUGCUUCAAAAAGAAUGAACAUGUUUUCUCAAUCAGAAAAGGAUCUGUCCUGUCCUGUCUGUCAUGACAUAUUUAAAGAUCCUGUUGUCCUGACAUGCAGCCACAGCUUCUGUAAAGAUUGUCUGAAGAACUGGUGGAGAGAGAAACAAACUCGGGAGUGUCCCGUUUGUCGGGAAAAACAUUUAUUGAGUGAUCCGCCUCGUAACUUGGCAUUAAAGAACCUGUGUGAGGCCUUCUUAGAGGAGAGAGAUCAGAGAUCUUCAGCAGGGCCUGAGCCUCUCUGCAGUCUGCACUCUGAGAAACUCAAACUCUUCUGUCUGGACCAUCAGCAGCUAGUUUGUUCUGUCUGCAGAGAUUCAAUAGCACACAAAGACCACAGAUUCAGACCCAUUGAUGAAGCUGCAAAGGAUCACAAAGAGAAGCUCAAGACAUCCCUGAAGCCCUUACAGGAGAAACUGAAAGUAUUUGAAAAUUUUAAAGGAAACUUUGAUCAAACAGCAAAACACAUUAAGGUCCAGGCCAAAGACACAGAGAGGCAAAUUAAAGACCAGUUUAAGAAGCUUCACCAGUUUCUACAAGAGGUAGAGGAGGGCAGGAUCUCUGCUCUGAGGGAUGAAGAGGAGCAGAAGAGUCAGAUGAUGGAGGAAAAGAUUGAGGGUCUGAGCAGAGAGAUAGCAGCUCUUUCAGACACAAUCAGAGUCACAGAGGAGGAGCUGAGAGCUGAAGACAUUUCAUUCCUGCAGAACUACAAGGCUGCAGUGGAAAGAGUCCAGCAGUGCCCCCUGCUGGAUGAUCCAGAGCUGUGCUCAGGAGCUCUGAUAGAUGUGGCCAAACAUCUGGGCAACCUGACCUACAACAUCUGGAACAAGAUGAAGAAGAUGGUCUCCCUCACUCCUGUGAUUCUGGAUCCAAACACUGCUCAGUCAAACCUCAUCCUUUCUGAAGAUCUGACCAGUGUGAGAUUUGGACAGAAACAGAAACUUCCUGAAAACCCAGAGAGGUUUGAAUAUCACCCCUGUGUCCUGGGCUCUGAGGGAUUUAAUUCAGGGACUCACAGCUGGGAUGUGGAGGUCAGAGAUGAUACAUCCUGGGGUGUGGGUUUGGUAAAUGAAUCUGUUGGACACAAGGGACAAAUACUGGCUGGAUUCUGGGAAGUGUGUCUCAUUAAUGGAAAAUACAAAGCAGUCUCUGAAUCACUCUCUGAUAAAGUCCUCUCAGUGAAGAAGAAGCUGCAGAGGAUCAGAGUUCAUCUGGACUGGGACAAAGGAAAAGUGUCUUUCUGUGAUCCUGAUACUGACACACACAUACACACUUUCACACACACUUUCACCGAGAGACUGUUUCCUUACAUUAUCACUUUGAAUGAACUCCCAAUGAAGAUAUUACCAGCUACAGUCUCUGUAACAAAGGAGCAGCACACAGUGCCUUCCUCUACAGGCUUGUGGGCUUUUUUCCACAGGUUCUAG